Messenger RNA from Haemorhous mexicanus (house finch), 3165 nucleotides. RefSeq names its product target of myb1 membrane trafficking protein (gene TOM1). Gene Ontology annotation, molecular function: phosphatidylinositol binding; clathrin binding; ubiquitin binding. Gene Ontology annotation, cellular component: membrane; endosome. The record is from RefSeq and is a predicted model, not a curated record. NCBI's taxonomy places the organism in Eukaryota, Metazoa, Chordata, Aves, Passeriformes, Fringillidae. Bases 325 to 1773 code for a protein of 482 amino acids. Gene Ontology annotation, biological process: signal transduction. The transcript has 17 exons.
GCGGCGGCGGCAGCGUCAGCUGAUCGCGGCGCGGCGGCGGCGAUGGACUUUCUGCUGGGAAACCCCUUCAGCUCCCCUGUGGGGCAGCGCAUCGGGAUAAUUAGCUGCUGGGUCAGAAGCAGAAAAAGGCAGCUGUACAGAGGAAGGACCUCUCUAAAGGGGUAGAGGACCCACAGCAGCGAGGGAGAGCCACAGAUUUUGCAGGGACAGCAGUUUUGAAAAUGCAGGCAUUUCUGUAAGUACAUUGCUGGGACUGAGCUCUCCUGAAGAGCACCUGAGAGAGCUACUGAUGGGUCCCUUCGGAGUGAGGACUGGGCUCUCAACAUGGAGAUCUGUGACAUCAUUAAUGAGACUGAAGAAGGGCCCAAAGAUGCAUUCCGAGCCAUUAAGAAGAGAAUUGUAGGCAAUAAGAACUUUCAUGAAGUUAUGCUGGCUUUGACGGUUCUGGAAACCUGUGUCAAGAACUGUGGCCAUCGUUUCCACAUCCUUGUGUCCAGCCAGGACUUUGUAGAAGGUGUUCUGGUGAGAACAAUCCUGCCAAAGAACAAUCCACCUGCCAUAGUGCAUGACAAGGUGCUGACCCUCAUCCAGUCCUGGGCGGACGCCUUCCGCAGCUCUCCAGACUUGACUGGUGUCGUUGCUGUCUAUGAAGACCUGAGACGGAAGGGUCUGGAGUUCCCCAUGACUGAUCUGGACAUGCUGUCACCUAUCCACACACCACAGAGGACUGUGUAUAGCUCCAACUCUCAAUCUGGACAGACCUCACCUGCAGUCAACUCCCCGCAGCAGAUGGAGUCCAUCCUCCACCCUGUCACCCUGCCCCCUGGGAGAGGCACAUCCAGCGAUGCACCUAUCACACCCACACCAGAGCAGAUCGGGAAGCUGCGCAGUGAGCUGGAAGUGGUGAAUGGGAAUACAAAGGUGAUGUCGGAGAUGUUGACGGAGCUGGUGCCAUCCCAGGCCGAGCCUUCAGACCUGGAGCUGCUGCAAGAGCUGAAUCGGACAUGCAGAGCCAUGCAGCAGCGAGUCCUGGAGCUGAUUCCCCGUGUCCUCCAUGAGCAACUCACCGAGGAGCUGCUCCUCAUCAAUGACAACCUCAAUAACGUGUUUCUGCGCCAUGAAAGGUUUGAGCGACUUCGGACAGGACAGCCUGUUAAGGCACCAAAUGAGGCAGAGAACAGCUUGAUUGACCUGGGACCCAAUACUCCUUCAGCACUGAAACAGCCUGAAGUCACCAGCAACCUUUCCUCUCAGCUGGCUGGAAUGAACCUGGGCUCAAGCAGUGUGAGUGCAGGGCUGCACUCCCUCGACACUUCUGGCAAGCUGGAAGAAGACUUUGACAUGUUUGCCCUGACCCGUGGCAGCUCACUGGCUGAGCAGCGCAAAGGGGUAAAGUAUGAAGACCCCCAAGCCACCAAAGGCCUUGCUGGUGCCCUGGAUGCCCGGCAGCAGAACACAGGAGCGGGGGAGUCUGGUGCCUCUAGUGAUGGAGCCCAGCUGACAAAGUGGAUGAUGCGUCAAGGAAUGGUACCAGUUCCUCAAGCCAAUUUCAUGGAAGACAUAGAAAAGUGGCUCUCCACUGACGUGGGAGAAUCAGAGGAUCCAAAAGGUGUCACCAGUGAAGAGUUUGACAAAUUUCUGGAAGAGCGAGCGAAAGUUGCAGACCGCCUCCCUACUUUGUCCAGCUCCUCAGCAGGGACGUCCCUCUCCCCUCCUGCUGCCAGCCAUCAUCGGAAGCAAGCAAAUGAAGAUGAUGCUAUGUUUGCCUUGUGAAUGCUAUGGACCGGUGUGCUGUGGAGCAAGAGGCUGUGUGUGCUGUUUAGCUUGCCUCCAACCAGGGGCCAGCAGAGGAAGAACUCUGUCCCCUUCCUCCAUUCUCUUCCUGUUUUACCUUUGAGUUGUUUUUAUUUUUAAGCUGCUUUCAGACUUCAGAUAAUCUUUGUUGUGUUUAGGGAUAUCAUACAAUAGACUUGUAAAGGGGGUUUCAAAGCUGCUAGAGAAUGUGGGAGUUCAGUGGGCUUUUCUUUUUAUGGUACAGUGUGGGCAAAGCAGAAGAAGCUCCAGAAGAAGCUCCCCCAUCCUACUUUGCAGUGAGAUAGUUAGAGAUCUUGCCCAAGAAACAGGAGAGGCUGCAGUCUGCUGCCGAAAUCAUUCCUGCCUGCCUCUUUCCUCACCUUUCCCCUAGAAUGUAUCUCCAGCCCUUUGCCUGCCAGUGUUAGACUAGAAAGCACAGGGAUGUGUAAGCAUUACUGGUGGCCGAGGAGAAACACAAAUGGUAGAGGGACCCUGUUGCUCUAACCACUCUUGCACAAGUGCUCGUGGUAUGCAACACCUUCCCACUCACAACCCCUUCUCUUCCUCUUCCUCUUCCUCUUCCUCUUCCUCUUCCUCUUCCUCUUCCUCUUCCUCUUCCUCUUCCUCUUCCUCUUCCUCUUCCUCUUCCUCUUCCUCUUCCUCUUCCUCUUCCUCUUCCUCUUCCUCUCCUCCCUUUCCCCAUCAGUUUAUCCAGAAGCCUACCCACAGCCCAGAUGUUUCUAUUAAAACCACAGCCAGUCAUCCAAGCCCUUGGCAGCUCAUAGGACUGCAAGCAGUACCCCAGGCUGAAGGGGCUCUCUCCCAUGGGGUAGGAUGUGCCUUCAGCAAACUAUUUGCAGUUAAUUUAAUUCUCCAUUAUCCUACUUUUCUCCCAGUGUGAUCCUACCUCCCUCUCUUCCUUUCACUAAUGCCUUCCAUCACAUUGUGCCGUGGUGUGGGGAGUCUCUCUGAGCCAGGCCAAUGCUACAGACUCCCUCGGGAUGGCCGUGUGUGCCGGGGUCACAGAGCUGCAUCCCACUAAAGCAGGAGGCUCUUCCAUCAGCACUGUUACACCAGUGGGAAUGUGCUCUUGCUGCAGAAGCUUGUUCAACUGGUGAGCACAGAGGGGAAGUGAGACAUCAGUCAUCUCAUGCCAGUAGAACAGCCCUUCAGCAGCCAGAAGUUCAUCUGCACAUGGGGAGAAAAACCCUUCAGAGCAAACUGCAUACGCUGCCCACUUGUAAAUGAAAGCCAGGGAGGAGGGUGCCAAGCUCAGGGCUCCUGCUCGUGGGAUUUCUUGUUGAGCGUGGGAGAGUUGUCUUUUUUUACUGCACAUUAAAGGAGCAAAGGCUUGAGCCUCCCUUGAAGAAA